Molecule: messenger RNA, 2974 nt
Organism: Lotus japonicus
Lineage: Eukaryota; Viridiplantae; Streptophyta; Magnoliopsida; Fabales; Fabaceae
Product: ubiquitin carboxyl-terminal hydrolase 23
Exons: 11
Coding region: 147-2696 (849 amino acids)
Biological process (GO): protein deubiquitination
Cellular component (GO): cytosol; nucleus
Molecular function (GO): cysteine-type deubiquitinase activity; cysteine-type endopeptidase activity
Source: RefSeq, a predicted model, not a curated record
UAGGGUUUAAUAGUAGCUAGCAUCUUCUUCAUUUUCUCUCUACAGAUUUCAAACCUGCGCUUACGAUUCUGAACCUUGUCUUUCUCCUGUUCGAACUGUUUUCUGGAUCAAUUCGCGUUUCUCACCGAUUCCGAAUUGUGUGACGAAUGGCGGAGAUUCAAACGGAAACUCCGCCGCCGGAUCCAGCACAAUCUUCUUCUCUUUUUAGCAGAAAAAUUGAAUUCGUGCCUAUCAGAAAACCCUUCAAUGGGUUUUCCAAUGAUUUUCACCUUGAAACGCUUAAUCCUUCAACCUCUGGAGCAGCUCGUAAACCUUCUUCCGCUUCCGCUCUCAAAAAGCAUGACUCGGAAUACUCAGAUUUUGGCUUAGAUCCAGAGCUCAGCUUCGGGAUGAUGACCUUUAGAAGAAUAGGAGCUGGGUUGCAAAAUCUGGGAAACACUUGCUUUCUGAAUUCAGUACUACAAUGUUUGACAUACACAGAGCCUCUAGCUGCAUACCUGCAAAGUGGCAAGCAUAAGACUUCAUGCCGCGUUGCUGGAUUUUGCGCUCUCUGUGCAAUACAGAAUCAUGUUAGUCGUGCACUGCAAGCAUCUGGGAAGAUAUUGUCUCCUCAAGCCCUGGUUGGAAAUCUACGUUGCAUAUCACGUAAUUUUAGAAAUGCAAGGCAGGAGGAUGCACAUGAGUAUAUGGUGAACUUACUUGAGUCCAUGCAUAAAUGCUGCCUACCUUCUGGAGUACCAAGUGAAUCACCUAGUGCUUAUGAUAAAAGUUUGGUUCAUAAGAUUUUUGGCGGGCGUCUUCGGAGUCAGGUGAAGUGCCAAGAGUGUUCUUCUAGCUCCAACAAGUUUGAUCCAUUCUUAGAUUUAAGUCUUGAAAUAUCCAGGGCAGAUUCAGUGCAAAAAGCACUUGUCAAUUUCACAGCCAAAGAAUGGUUGGAUGGAGGCGAGAGGGAAUACAAUUGUCAACGAUGCAAGAAGAAAGUUAGAGCUCUCAAACAAUUAACAAUACACAAGGCACCUUAUGUGCUAACCAUUCAUCUAAAGCGGUUUCACGCUCAUGAUCCUGGGCAAAAGAUUAAAAAGAAGGUUCAGUUUGGCUGUGCACUGGAUUUAAAACCUUUUGUCAGUGGUUCAUAUGAUGAAGAUUUGAAGUACUCUUUAUAUGGGGUUCUGGUUCAUUCUGGUUCUAGCACUCAUUCUGGCCACUAUUUCUGCUAUGUUCGCACUUCAAAUAAUAUGUGGUAUACCUUGGACGACAACCGGGUUAGUCAUGUUAGUGAGCGGGAAGUUUUGAAUCAACAAGCUUAUAUGCUGUUUUAUGUUCGUGAUCGUAAAAGUAUUGUUUCAAGGAAGUCCCUUGACAUCGUGAAGAAUGGAAUUAGAGAUUCUUCAACUUCAAAUCAUGUAUCGAAAGAAUAUCCAAAUGGUCUUGUAGAACCUUCCCUGUCUGCUGAAACUAUGAAGAAUAUGUCAAAUGCUGAUUUGUUAGAGGUAUCUGUUUUGAAGGAGCAAAAAUCUAGUGUGAUAUUAGCAGAAAGCAGGAAGCAAGAUAAGAAACCUGCAUCUGAACUUUCUUCCUGCGCACAGAUAAAGAAGGACUCACCACAAGGCAUGUCAUCAGUAGAUCAAUCCAAAAAAGACAAUCAUGUCUCUACUGAUCUGAAAUGUCUGGCUGCACCUGUUGUUGACAAAACUAAUAUGUGCAAUAAGAAUGAAAUUUUGAAAGACGACACUAAAGAUUCAAUAGUGCCAGACUUCAUUAGUCAGUAUCCUGAGAAAACUUUUGUCACAAAAGAUGCUCAAGAUUCAAGUACAAAUUUGUCAAUAAGCACCAGCCCUAUAACUUCAUUAAUUCAACCAGAAGUUAACCGUCAGGCUGGAGCUUCUGCAACUGGCUCAAUGCCUACAAAAGCUGGUAUAGUUGAAAAUGUGGUUGCUUCUCAAGCACUGGUUCUUAACAAGCCAGUAAGUAGAUCGUUGGAUAUGGAGAGACUUAAACAAAAGUAUGUGAAAAAAUCUAAAAAGAAAUUUCUGAAGUAUCAGGCAUCGAGCAUGCAUCUUCGGCCCAUCUUCCUUUACAUGACAUAUACAGGUCAAUGGAAGAAGAAAAAUCAUAAAAGAUGUAAAUGCCGCAAGUUGAGUAUGAAGAAUACAUAUAAAGAAAAGUUGGUUAAACAUGUCCGUGUAUCAAGUUGUCUUGAAAGUAAAGCAACCAAGGCUGGUUAUAGAAAGUUUAAUGAUCAAUCUCCGAUGGAAAUUGACACAUUCAGAAAGAGAGUUGAUGAGAACUGUGCUUUACUUGCAACCCCUCAGUCAUCUGGGUGUAGUACAGUUGUAAAUCAGUUUGCAGCUACACAAGCUUAUAGUCUUCAAGAUGGUAAAAGAGAUCAAAUGCAUAAUAGUUUAAUGAGUAUGCUUACUCGAGGAUUGGAGGAGACAGUUGUUGCACGUUGGGAUGAUGUAGAAAUAGCUUCAUCUCGGGUCAUGGACUCAAGGAAUGACAAAAUUAAGGACAUUGGAUAUGUUGGGGAUGAAUGGGAUGAAGAAUUAGAUAAGGGGAAGAGGAAGAAGUUAAGGACCUUCAAACACAGCUUUGAUGGACCAAAUAUUUUCCAAGAAAUUGCUACUGAGAAAUUCAAGUCGAAAAGGGCCAAGUUAGACCACUCUAGCUCAGCGAACCCUCCAUUUAGGAUAUGAUUCCAAAACUUCUAUCGCCGCCUGUGAGCUUCUUGUAUCAAUUAUUGAUUUGUCAAAUGCUGAAAAUAUUGUGAAGAGAGCACCUACAUUAUUCUUUUUCUUCAGUGCAAAAUUUUGUGAUGAUCUCUGGGGCAACCCGUGGGACAUUUCUCUCCCUAGACAAGUAUUAGUAUUAGCUACAUGUUCUAGAAAUGAAAUGAAACCCAUUGUAUUGCUGUUGUAGUAGCAGCUACGUUUCUGUGGCUAAGAAAUUUUGUUUAUGAAUUCUUUUUUGUUAA